This is a messenger RNA of Arachis ipaensis, 672 nucleotides long. The record is from RefSeq and is a predicted model, not a curated record. Lineage: Eukaryota; Viridiplantae; Streptophyta; Magnoliopsida; Fabales; Fabaceae.
AUGAGAGGUCAUUCUGCACUACUGAGUGCUUUGGUGGAACGCUGGAGGCCGGAGACUCACACGUUUCAUCUUCCGGUCGGUGAAGUGACGGUGACGCUGGAAGAUGUGAGCUAUAUUCUUGGUCUCCCGAUUAAUGGGGAGGCUGUUACGGGUAAAUCAGAUAGCAGCCACCAGUUUUUGGUGGAGAACUGCAUUGCGUGCUUUGCUCGAGAGCCCGGUCCGGAUGAUCACGUGUUGGGAAAGGUUAAUAUUGCUUGGGUCCGGCGGUGCAGAGACACCGAGCCGUGUGAUACUCAGGAGUCUCUCGAGCGGUACAUCGGAGCGCACAUUUUCUGCGUACUGGGUACAAUUGUGUUUCCGGAUAAGUCGACCGUUUCACUGAACUCGAAGUUUCUACCGCUACUUAGGGAUUUCCACCGGAUUUCAGAGUAUAGUGGGGGAGCAGCCAGUCUGACACACCUAUACAGAUCGUUGUGUCGUGCCUCACGAUACAACUGCAAAGAAAUGGAUGGCCCACUGAUACUGCUUUUUGUUUGGGCGUGGGAGCGUAUGCCGUUCCUGGCACCUAUACCCCGCGAUCAACUCGGCAAUAUUAGUGUUCCACUAGCGCGACGUUCAUAUGGCGGCCAUAUAUGGGAGUGGGGAUUCCGGAUGGCCUCGCUCCCCAUAUGA